AUGGCCUCCGCCCUACCGCCACCCUCUGUCUCUUCUUCCUUCUCCGCCGCAACCACCCACCCCAUGAGCCGCACCGACAGCGGCUUCGCAGAGUCUUCGCCCCCGGCGCCGGGGUGCCACCGACGCGCCUCGUCAACCUCGACCUACGACACGGCCGUGGCGGUGGCAGAGGUUGCGUCGUCGUCGCGGCGCUGCUCGUCCAGCUCCGGCGUGGCAGCAAUCCCGAAGUCUGACAGUAACACCACCACGACCACCACCACCGCCGCCAAGCUGCACGCUCGCCCGCGUGCGCGUGAGCAUCCCCCCACUUCGUCCCACGUGCUGCAUCCCCGCUCCGCCUCCACUUCGACAUCGACCCGCCCCGCCCGUCGCGCCACCGGCACCUCGUCGUCGACAUCGUCGUCGUCUCACCACCACAUCCAGCACCAACAACACCAACAACAACAACACCACCUACAUCAACGGCCCAUCAGCCGCCGCGCCUCGACCGCGCCCCAACUAGGGAAUUCCUCUUUUACCUCGUCCUCAGCCCACACCCACACCUCCAACAAAACCUCGUCUUCGACCUCGUCCUCGCGCCGCCGCUCCCGCGCCGCCCGCCCCGCCCGCAUCGACACCGCCCACGCAAACGCAAACCCCGACGCCCUGUACGCGCUGCACGCGCGCAGCUGCCGGCUCUUCUCGCCCGCCGUGGCACCAGCCGUGAGCGUCAGCGUCAGCGCGCCGCAGUCGCCGGCCUUUCCCGCCGCGACAGCGGCGUCCCCGGGCGUCGUGCCCAAGUCGGCGCAUCUGCCGCUGGCGGCGCUGAGCCUGCCGCUGCCGCUGCCGCUGCCGUUGGCGCGUCCUGGUGGGAGCAGCACGCGCGCCUCGUCCUCCUCAACGGCAGACGCAGACUCCGCUGCGUUCCUGCACCCGCACACCGCGUACGCUUGCACACACACCUACGCCAGCAACGCGCCUGCGACGCCGACGUCCACGCUCCUCUCGCCCACCACGCCCACCACGAUCCACUGGACCUCCCCCCGCACGCGCCGCGCCCAGUACGCCGCCAUCGACCGCUCUUCGCGCGGCGCGAGGGGGUUGCUGCGCCGCGCCGUCAGCGUCGUGGUUGCUGGUGGGAGAGGGAGGAAGCGGGGUGGGUUCUAUGCUGAUGCGGACGGCUCGGGGAUGAGGUGCGCGAGUGGUGGUGGCGGUGGCGGUGGUGCUGGUGAGAGUGGGGGUGGGGAAAAGGGGGACGAGGACGACGUCGAUGACGGCUGCAGUGUGAGGCGGUAUCGCAUCGCGCUGCCCGAGCCGGAUGGGGACGGUGGCGGUGGGGACGGCGACUGCGAGUGGGGGUAUGGGGCCAAGUGGCGGGGGGUUGAGCGGCGCGAGGGGGAGGCGGAGACGGAGACGGAGAGGUGCGUCAAGGGGCCUUGUUUGCGUGGGGGUGUGGAUUUGGGCUUGAAGGAAUUGAAAGGCGCGUCUUUGGGCGGGUUGGCCGGUUUGGGGGGCUUAGGGGGGUUGCGGCCGCGCGGCGCGAGGCGGUGGAGUAGCUGGGGGUGUUUUUGA
This is a messenger RNA of Aplosporella prunicola CBS 121167, 1551 nucleotides long. RefSeq lists its product as uncharacterized. The record is from RefSeq and is a predicted model, not a curated record. The transcript has a single exon. NCBI's taxonomy places the organism in Eukaryota, Fungi, Ascomycota, Dothideomycetes, Botryosphaeriales, Aplosporellaceae. The coding region runs from base 1 to 1551 and encodes 516 amino acids.